This is a messenger RNA of Helicoverpa zea (corn earworm), 756 nucleotides long. RefSeq lists its product as uncharacterized. The coding region runs from base 14 to 748 and encodes 244 amino acids. The record is from RefSeq and is a predicted model, not a curated record. The transcript has a single exon. Lineage: Eukaryota; Metazoa; Arthropoda; Insecta; Lepidoptera; Noctuidae.
AGUUGAACUGUACAUGGAUGAGUUGAGGGCGAUGCGUGCGGAGAUACAAGAGUUCCGCAAGGAGAUGGAGCUGGAGAUGGCGCAGCUUGUAUCAGCAAUGAGUAACUGCAAUGGGCGCAUCGAUGGCCUCGAAGCCAGAAUAAGCGCAAUGGAACAACGGGCUGCUACGGGUCGUUCGUCGGCGGAUGAGGUUGUGGAGGAGUUGAGGCGCGAGCUAAAUGAUAGGGAUCAGGACCUAUUGGCAAAUGAUGUGGAGAUAACCAACAUUCCGGAGGCUGCUUCUGAUCACCCUAUCCACAUUGCAAAAGCUGUAGGCCUUAAGUUAGGGGUGCAACUAAAGGAGCGCGACAUCAUCAGCGCGGAGCGGGUCGGCGGCAAGCAGCUUAACGCCACUAGCUCCGCUGGUCCGGCGGUGACGCGGCCGCGCGCCGUGGUGGUGCGCCUGGCGCGCCGCGAGCUGCGCGACGCGCUGCUGGCGAGCGCGCGCGUGCGGCGCGGGGCGACCACCGCCGACCUCGACAUGCCCGGCCCGACACAGCGCUUCUUCAUCAACGAGCGCCUCACCAAGACAAAUCGCCGGUUGUUUCGGAUGGCCCGGGAUGCUGCUCGCCUCCACAAUUGGAGAUUUGUGUGGACUAAGCGCGGGCGCAUACUUGUCAGGCGGAGUCCGGAUGACUCCACUCAUAGAAUCCGCACUGAUGAAGACAUUGCACGGAUCGUUGGUUCUGUCAAUAAUGAAACAAGUUGAUCACUCUU